AUGAUGACUAAGUGGAUCAUAUUGUGUUGUGUUGCUUUAUUAGGACUAGACAUUUGUGUUCAAGCAGAAGCAAAAUCUCGCAAGGGUUGUGAUGUAGGUGCCGGAAUGAAACGGCGAGCUAAAAUCCCUGCAUCUUGUAAUGAAGGAGUGAUUUCGUUCGAUUACCCGUGGCUGCAUGAUAAGGAAAGGUCCCUCAUAAUCAACGCCAACCGUCCUUCCGAUGAUUUCGUCCUCUGCAUUUAUAGCUGUACUGAAGAUGUUCUUAUCAAUGGAGAACAGAACGUUUUAAAGAAAGGUGAAACCUGGUGUUUAAAGAACGGACAAAAAGCCACGAUCAAGAAGUCUUCUGUCACGAUGCCGUAUGGAGUCUUAUUCAGAUACUUGGACAAAGCUAACUUAAAGGCUUUCCAAGAUAGACCGAUUAAAAGUUGUAGAAUGAUGACAAGAAGGAUAGCAAUUUGA
Messenger RNA from Ylistrum balloti, 462 nucleotides. RefSeq lists its product as uncharacterized. Bases 1 to 462 code for a protein of 153 amino acids. The record is from RefSeq and is a predicted model, not a curated record. NCBI's taxonomy places the organism in Eukaryota, Metazoa, Mollusca, Bivalvia, Pectinida, Pectinidae. The transcript is spliced from 3 exons.